Molecule: messenger RNA, 694 nt
Organism: Ochotona curzoniae (black-lipped pika)
Lineage: Eukaryota; Metazoa; Chordata; Mammalia; Lagomorpha; Ochotonidae
Gene: CUNH12orf73
Product: chromosome unknown C12orf73 homolog
Exons: 2
Coding region: 205-408 (67 amino acids)
Biological process (GO): mitochondrial respiratory chain complex III assembly
Cellular component (GO): mitochondrion
Source: RefSeq, a predicted model, not a curated record
GAAGCGACGCCGAGAGCGCUUCUUCCCUUCCUAGAAGUUGAGGGAAUUCGGGGACACCUUUCCGUUCCGACCUUCCGCCUGCUCCCCGAGAACCCGCCGACGGGGGGCCUGAAGUGGGGGGCCCUUCGUCCCCACAUCCCCCUCGCGUGGUGUCCGAGGAGGCCGAGGUCGCGAGCCCUUCGCGCGGGGCCCCGGCUGCCCGCCAUGCCCGCCGGCGUGUCGUGGCCCAGCUACCUGAAGAUGUUCGCGGCCAGCCUGCUGGCCAUGUGCGCGGGGGCCGAGGUGGUGCACCGGUACUACCGGCCGGACCUGACGAUCCCUGACGUUCCGCCGGAGCGUGGAGAGCUCAGAACCGAGCUCCUGGGCCUGAAGGAGAGGCAGCAGAGACGCCAGCCGUGUCAGCAGUAGAAGCUGCCUGUGCCAAGGGCGCUGGGAGGAACGCUCUCUCCUAGAUCCAUGGAUUUUGGUUAAUUUAUUGAGUCAAACUGCUCGGACUUCUUGUUUUUGAGUCCCGAAACCAUGCUGACCGCAAGAGAAGGUGCUUCGCAGAUACAAACUGAUACAUUGAACUUUAAUUGUAAUUCAGGCAGUCAUUCUUGGGAACUGCUUGGUGCUUCCUGUCAGGCUCUUGAGUGUGGUCUGGAAGAUACUUCCUUGAGGAAGCUUGACUACACUGUAUAAUAAAAGUAAUAGU